GAAAGAGCUGAACUGAACUGACUUCCGAUUAACAGUCAGAUUGGUUGAACCAGCCAGUCCGGUUUGGUUCUUAAGACACUAAUCUGUACUAUAAUGAUAAUGUAUCCACACAGAGAAGGUGGAAAUCCCAAGGGAAGAAUCAUAUCAUGUCAAGAAAACCAUUGACUUUCUCUAAGCUCUUAGCCUAUAUAUAAUUCCCUAAGUAACACAUAUUUUUACCAUCUAAAUUUAAAUAGACAAAAGGAGAAUCAUGGAGAUUCCAGUGAUAGAUUUCAGCCAAUUCAAUAGCGAGAACAGAAGCAAAAUGAUGGCAUUUCUGCACGAAGCUUGUGAGAAAUGGGGUUUCUUUCAGGUAGAGAACCAUGGAAUUGACGAUAAGCUGAUGGAGAAGGUAAAGCAGUUAGUAAAUGCCCAUUAUGAGGACAACUUGAAGGGAGCUUUUUAUGAAUCAGAGUUAGCCAGAAGCUUGAAAAAUAAAGGAAAUACAGAUGAUGUAGACUGGGAAAGCAGCUACUUCAUUUGGCAUCGCCCGACAUCCAAUAUCCACCAAAUCCCAAACCUCCCGGAGGAAUUUAGCAAAACAAUGGAUGAGUACAUUACUCGACUAAUUAAGCUAGCAGAGAAAAUUUCUGAGCUUAUGUGUGAGAAUCUUGGUCUAGAUAAAGACGAAAUAAAGGAUGCAUUUUCAGGAAAGAAAGGUCCUUCUGUUGGAACCAAAGUAGCCAAGUAUCCCAAGUGUCCUCAGCCAGAGCUUGUGAGAGGAUUACGAGAGCAUACUGACGCUGGGGGGAUCAUAUUAUUGCUCCAAGAUGAUCAAGUCCCAGGUCUUGAAUUCUUUAAAGAUGGAGAAUGGGUAGAGAUUCCGCCAUCGAAAAACAAUAGAAUUUUUGUGAACACUGGUGACCAACUAGAAGUGUUGAGUAAUGGAAGGUAUAAAAGUGCUUUGCACAGAGUGAUGGCUGACAAGAAUGGUAGCAGACUCUCCAUAGCCACGUUCUACAAUCCCGCCGGAGAUGCGGUCAUUUCUCCGGCUCCUAAAUUAUUGUACCCUAGUAGCUACACUUUUCAAGACUACCUAAAACUUUAUUCUACCACAAAGUUUUUAGACAAGAGGCCCAGGUUUGAAUCUAUGAAGAACGUUGUCAAUGGUAAAUUUAAUAAAUAACCAUGUCUAAAAGUAUCAA
Mercurialis annua (annual mercury) is the source of this 1184-nucleotide messenger RNA. RefSeq names its product 1-aminocyclopropane-1-carboxylate oxidase 1. Bases 251 to 1165 code for a protein of 304 amino acids. The record is from RefSeq and is a predicted model, not a curated record. The transcript has 3 exons. Lineage: Eukaryota; Viridiplantae; Streptophyta; Magnoliopsida; Malpighiales; Euphorbiaceae.